AUGGAGAAUCAGACCAUCAACAGCGAAUGGCCUGGGGUCUCCAGCGCCGCGAAAGAUUGCGGUACGGGUCUGUUCCAAUUUCCAGAGGCAACAGCGGUACCCGGACGAAUGCAGCCUUGCAGGCAAGCACCCAGUAACCGGCGAAACGGUGCAAAGGGGCCACACUGGACAGAAUACGUGAAUUAUAAAAGAGGCUCUCAUCCGGACUGCGUUCAGCGGGUUCCAGCACAAGGCCCAACCGCUGCCGCCUAUGGUUGA
Molecule: messenger RNA, 258 nt
Organism: Paracoccidioides brasiliensis Pb18
Exons: 1
Coding region: 1-258 (85 amino acids)
Source: RefSeq, a predicted model, not a curated record